CUUCCGAAUGUGACCUUCUUUCUCUUCCGGUUGUUGUCCAUUCGUGUGUCAGUAGGUAAACAAGAGUCACAAUGGCAAAGUCGAAGAACCACACGACACAUAACCAGUCUCGUAAAGCCCAUAGGAAUGGCAUCAAGAAGCCCAGAUCCCACCGCUAUGAGUCCCUGAAGGGGUUGGACCCCAAGUUCCUGAGGAACAUGCGCUUUGCCAAGAAGCACAACAAGAAAGGCUUCAAGACGAUCAGGAAAGCCGCAGCCGCAGCUGCAGCCGCAGCCGCAGCCGCCCCAGCUGCCCCAGUUGUCGCUCAGGAAUGAUCCGUCUGCCCGUCAUGCCGCAACGCCUUCAGUUUUCAUCACAAUAAAGCAAUGCUUUGUUAACAAAC
Messenger RNA from Phycodurus eques (leafy seadragon), 382 nucleotides. It is a transcript of the gene rpl29, whose product is annotated as ribosomal protein L29. The transcript has 4 exons. Gene Ontology annotation, molecular function: structural constituent of ribosome. Gene Ontology annotation, biological process: cytoplasmic translation. The record is from RefSeq and is a predicted model, not a curated record. Lineage: Eukaryota; Metazoa; Chordata; Actinopteri; Syngnathiformes; Syngnathidae. The coding region runs from base 72 to 314 and encodes 80 amino acids. Gene Ontology annotation, cellular component: ribosome; cytosolic large ribosomal subunit.